This is a messenger RNA of Ctenopharyngodon idella (grass carp), 1818 nucleotides long. It is a transcript of the gene tcn2, whose product is annotated as transcobalamin II. The transcript has 10 exons. Gene Ontology annotation, molecular function: cobalamin binding. Bases 245 to 1510 code for a protein of 421 amino acids. NCBI's taxonomy places the organism in Eukaryota, Metazoa, Chordata, Actinopteri, Cypriniformes, Xenocyprididae. The record is from RefSeq and is a predicted model, not a curated record. Gene Ontology annotation, biological process: cobalamin transport.
AAAUUUUCUUGCUGCUAAAAAAAAAAUAAAAAAAAAAUAAAUAAAUAAGAACUAUUCAAGACAUGAAUAAAAUGUAGAUAACAGAUAAUUUAGCGCAAGGUCGACACGAUUGCAAAACUACAAACUCUGUAGAUGAGUAACUAAGUGGAGAAACUCCUCCUCUACUCACGGUCGUAAUAUUUUAGUAAAAUAGUCAGUUGUUCCUUUUAACUGGAUUCAACAGGAUACCUAACUUGACCUUAAAAUGAUUACUUUUAUCAUUGUGAGUGGGCUGCUUGCACUGGCUGCUGGAAAACCGUGUGCAUCAGAACACGAGGCUCUUCUCCAGUCCCUCAAUCAGCAGCUGCUGCGCUCUGUGGAUACACGAGAUAACCUACCCAAUCCCAGUGUGCACAUCGCCCUGCGGCUCUCAACACACCAUAACCUAGCUAAAGAGAGCGAACAUCUCAACCGCCUCAAGACAGAGUUUCAUGAUGAUAUUGAGAAAUCUCUCAGAAAUGGUGAGUUGGUGGUUGGCCGUCUUGCCCUGUACAUCUUGGCUUUGAAGUCUUCCUGUCAUGAUCUGCAGAGUGUACAUCUCAAUCAUAAUGAGCCCCUCCUCACUCACCUUAAGAAGGAAAUGGAGGAAGAGAAACAGAACAUUGCAUUCAGUCACCGUCCAAAGACCAACUACUACCAGUACUCUCUGGGCAUUCUGGCUCUAUGUGUGAGCGGUGUUAGAGUCAGCACACAUGUCAGCCACAAGCUCAUCCAUGCUGUGGAACACAAACAGAUAAAACACGGAGAGUCCUUAUGUGUCGACUCGCAUGCGAUGGCAGGCAUUGCCCUGCAGUGUCUGAAAAACGAGGGAACUGCUGUUAAAGAUCCUGCAGAACUGGACAGGGCUCUUGCCUCCAUUAAGCAGAGGCUUCUUGACUCUAAGAGAGCUGAUGGUCACAUGGGCAAUGAGUUCAGCACAGGAUUGGCCGUGCAGGCCUUGAUGGCUAUGGGCACUCAGAUGGAGGAAUGUGCCUCUGCUAUGGAGGCUUUAAGGGCAGAUGUUAAGAAAGGAACAUACCAUAACCCUAUGGCAGUCUCCCAAGUCCUGCCUGCCCUGCACCAACAAUCUUAUCUUCAUCUGAAGAACAAAGAAUGCCGCAAUGAGGAUGACACUCUUACUAUUGAUGCGGAUUCCGCUUCAGAAGUUCUUCCAAGUCACGGGCAAGUGUCUCUACAAGUGGAGGUUAUUAAAUCAAAUGGUGCAUCAUCUGCGUUUUCCAUCAAUGUGCCCAGAGGCUCUUCACUAUUUGAUGCCCUCAACCUUCUCCAAGACAAACAAACUGGUUUCACUUUUAGCACCGAGAACAGCUUGUGGGGACCCUUCCUCAGUGUGGUCAAUGAUGAACAAGCACGUCAGACUGAUCGCAGAUACUGGCAGGUCUCCUCAGAUGGCACCUCUCUGACACAGGGUAUCAAAGACUAUAAGAUUGACUCAGCUCAAAGCAUCACCAUUAAGAACACUGGGUACUGAGUCCACCUCCGGAUGCAAGAGAUGAAUGGGAUGAAACCAUAAUAUGUUUAUGAAUUCUGUUGUUAUAAUUGUCUUUGAUUUGAUUUUCUUGUUAUAAAUGGAUUUCUGUUUGAUUGUUGCCUCACUUUGCCUGAACGUUUAAAGGUUAAUGAAAACAAGAAUCAGAACAUAUCAAUGUUGUUUGUAUUUUAUUUAGAGAUUUAACACACAUGUAUCUUUUGAAAUCUAACAGAUCUUGCAUGUGAAACUGCAGCUGCUACCAUUUUAGAUAAACAAAUAUAAAAUAAAUAUUACAAAUAUUUAAAAAA